Messenger RNA from Callorhinchus milii (elephant shark), 2054 nucleotides. RefSeq names its product RNA terminal phosphate cyclase-like 1 (gene rcl1). Gene Ontology annotation, molecular function: RNA endonuclease activity. Gene Ontology annotation, biological process: endonucleolytic cleavage of tricistronic rRNA transcript (SSU-rRNA, 5.8S rRNA, LSU-rRNA); ribosome biogenesis. NCBI's taxonomy places the organism in Eukaryota, Metazoa, Chordata, Chondrichthyes, Chimaeriformes, Callorhinchidae. The record is from RefSeq and is marked provisional. Gene Ontology annotation, cellular component: nucleolus.
AGAGCACGUGGUUGCCGUGUGGCGGGGCAGGAAGAUGGCGAGCGGUGGUUAUCAGGGCGCCAACUGCCUGCGGAUGAGGCUGGUACUCGCCACACUGAGCGGCAAACCAGUGAAGAUCAGCAAGAUCAGGAGCAGCGAGGACAACCCCGGCCUGAGAGAUUUCGAAGCGAGUUUCAUUCGGCUUUUGGACAAAUUGACAAAUGGCUCCAGAGUUGAGAUAAAUGAAACUGGUACAACACUAUACUAUCAGCCUGGUCUUCUACACGGAGGAACGAUAGAGCACGACUGCCACACCCAGCGCUCCAUUGGUUAUUACCUGGAAGCCUUGCUCUGUCUCACUCCAUUUAUGAAGAAGCCAUUGAAAGCUAUUCUGAGAGGAGUAACCAACGACCAGAUCGACCCUUCUGUAGAUGCCCUUAAAGUGACGGCUAUCCCUUUGCUGAAAAGAUUUGGUAUAGAUGGUGAAGAACUUGAGCUAAAGGUCACCCGGCGAGGCAUGGCGCCCGGAGGAGGAGGCGAGGUUGUCUUUUCCUGUCCAGUGAAGAGUGUUUUGAGGCCAGUCCAGUUCACAGACCCUGGAAAAAUUAAACGGAUUAGAGGAGUGGCGUACUCUGUCCGGGUGUCACCACAGAUUGCCAACAGGUUAGUCGAUGCGGCCAGAGGAGUCCUGAACCAGCUGAUACCGGAUAUUUACAUCUGUACCGAUCAUCUCAAGGGAACCAAUUCAGGAAAGUCACCAGGAUUCGGUCUGACUCUGGUCGCUGAGACGACAAAUGGAACUUUCCUCAGCGCUGAGGUGGCCUCGAAUCCUCGGGGUCAAGGGUCGGCCGUCUUGGCAGAAGACCUUGGGAAGAACUGUGCGCAACUUCUUUUAGAAGAAAUCUACAGAGGUGGCUGUGUGGAUUCGGCAAACCAGAGUCUGGCUCUGCUGUACAUGACCCUUGGACAGCAAGAUGUCUCAAAAGUUCUGCUUGGCCCUUUGUCCCCAUACACAAUCGAGUUUCUUCGGCACCUCAGAAGCUUCUUUCAAAUCAUGUUCAAAAUUGAAACGCAGCCAAGUGAAGAACGGAAAGGGGGCGAGAAAGUGCUGAUGACGUGCGUCGGAAUUGGCUUCUCCAACAUCAGCAAGACUAUCAGAUAAAGAGCGGGGCCAGUCCGCAACAGCCGCUGUCCCUGGUUUGGUCACAGUCUGCCAACCCACAGAAAGCUGGGAGCUCUCGACAGAGAGUUAGUACUCAGCACUAGAAAAAGGAGGCCUAAUUGAGGCUUUCCUGACCAAUUUUGUGAGCUUCUGCCAUUCCAUUCCUCCGUUUUGAUGCCCACCUCCCAUGACAACCUGAGCACUGUGUGUAUUAUCUGAUCGUUUAUCGGACUCCAUUAAGAAAUCUAAUUUAUCAAGUUCAAAUAAGAAGUACUUGUCUAGUCCUAGUCACUGGCCUUUCUUUUAGGAGAUGGAUAUUUAAGCUGUGUCGGUGCCUUGCUUUAACGGAAGCGGUACCUCCUGAACUGUUGUGUGGUUGACUAUGUUAGAAUGGUUCAUCUUAUGAUCCUUAUUUAAAAACCAAAUCUGUCUCAAAUAUCUCAUAUGAACUAGAAUUGAUCCUUUUCCUCCUGUCCAAUAGUCAAAUACAUCAGUUUACUAACCAGUGCAGAAAGAGCCAUUUGAAUUGAAUUUUCUGGACUCUUAAAAAGAUGUUCCCAAUACCUGCUAUGUAUUGUUUUAAAACUCUUUAUUUUGUUUUAAAAAAAAUACACAGAUGGUUUGCAGUGACCUGUGUGAUAUAAUGGCAUAGUGGAAAAAGGAUCACUUGGGAAUCGAAAGUUUGCUCAUUACUCAACUCCAUAAAUACUGGCAAGAAGAGAGCUGCUCUGUAUACAGGGCUGAUGCUCAGUGCUGAAUCAAUGCCCAGGCCUGUCUAGCUGAAAGACUAAACAUUAACUAGAGAUUAAACAAAGUAAUCCUAGUAACCCAUGUCAAGUAUGUUUAUCGAAAGUUUUACUCGAGGAGAGGUGAAAUGUUGGGGCUCACAAACAAUAAAAUUCUCUUUGGAUUU